GCUAACCUCUCCAAUCAGAGUGGGCGAAGAUGACGUCGUUGUUUUGUGACCAACCGAGCGACAGAAAAGACCGCGGCGACCUCCUUCUGCUAAGGAAUACCGGAAACGGUUCGGUUAUAUGCAUCGACUUCCUUGACAGAUCGGCGAGAGGAAAGCUGGCUGGAAACCUAUUUUAAAGAGAGGAUUCCCCCCACUCUUCUACAAUGACGCACUGGUUUCACAGAAAUCCUUUGAAAGCUACAGCUCCUGUUUCUUUCAGUUUUUAUGGAGUGGCAUCAAGCACUGGAGCAAAUAAAAUCUGCAAUGACCUAAAGGCAUCUCGGGCACGUCUACUGGAACUGUUCACAGAUGUCACAUGUAACGCAGACAUGAUGAAAAAUGCAACUGACGCAUACUUCUCACUUCUUCAAGGCUUCAUAAAUUCGCUUGAUGGUACAACUCAGGAGAAUAAGUUGCGCUUCAUUCAGAAUUUUAAAUGGACAGACACUUUACAAGGAAAUUCUACAAGUGCUCAGCAAGAUGCAGUUUUUGAGUUGGCUUCAAUGGGAUUUAACGUUGCUCUGUGGUUUACAAAAUUUUCUUCAAGGCUGGCAGGAAAAGAGGACAUUACAGAAAGUGAAGCAAAAGAUGUCCAUAGAAGCUUAAAAACUGCAGCAGGAAUCUUCAAGAAUGUAAAGGAAAUCCAAGUGCCUCGCCUCAUAACACCUGCUGAGAAAGGGAGAGAUCUGGAAGCCCGCGUAAUAGACACAUACAUUGUGCAAUGCCAAGCAGAGGCACAGGAAGUGACAAUUGCAAGAGCCAUUGAAUUGAAGCAUAAUGCAAGUUUAAUUGCAGCUUUGGCGUUUGAAACGGCUAAUUUCUACCAUAAGGCAGAUCACACUCUUACUUCACUGGAACCAGAAUACACUACCAAGUGGAGAAAAUAUCUGCAGCUUAAACAGUGCUUCUAUAUGGCAUAUGCUUACUGCUUUCACGGACAAACCCUUCUAGGAAGCGACAAAUGUGGAGAAGCUAUCAGAUCUCUGCAAGAAGCGGAAAAAUUUUAUAACAAAGCAGAAGGUCUCUGCAAAGAAUAUCAGCAAACUAAAGGACCAGGAAGCACUGCAAAGCCUUCUGAGCAGCUGUUCUUCAGGAAGUUAGGGGCGUCCGUUAGAAAUACGUUGGAAAAAUGUCAGAGAGAAAAUGGCUUCAUUUACUUUCAGAAGGUUCCCCCAGAAGCUCCACAGUUAGAACUAAAAGCCAAUUACGGGCUAGUUGAACCAGUUCCUUUUGAACUUCCUGCUCUCAGCUCCCAGUGGACUCCAGAAGUGUACGUGACCUUUGAUCUUACAAAGGGUCCAAAGGAUGACAAGGCAAAAGCAAAACCAGAAGAAGAAGUCAAGCCAAUGAAGGAACCGGAUAUAAAGCCACAGAAAGACACAGGAUGCCUUAUUUCGUAAUCUUCAAGUACAUUUUCCAUGAUUGUUGGCAUACUACUAUAUUAAAGAAAUCAAUGCUAUUAAAUGUAUAAUAUGGAAAUUCUAAUGUAUAGCUAAACAUUUGAUCUUUUGCUGCAGUGCAGUUUUUCAGUUGUUGUUCUCGAUUGAUUUGGUAAUGAAGAUAAACGUUGGGAGACACAGUAGACCUUUACACGCUGAUUGUAUCGAGAGUGUUGAAGAGUUUUCAAGGACGUCAUAAUAUAUUAGUAAGAUCCAGAAAAGCUUACUUUGAAAUAUUGUAUAAUUGUAGAUGAUUUGUUCCCACAGAAAAGAAAACAUUAGGAAGGUCACAUGACCCCACCGUUUCAAAAAGAAGAAAUACGUUUAAAGCUUAGCCUUCCCGGUGCAGAAACGCUAUUCUCUAAAUAAACGUUGCAGUCAUUUGAAAAUAUGGAAAUGGUAAAUUUUUUAAAAAUGACUUUUAAAACCUCCCAUAUUUGGGUAUCAUCAUCUGCUCGGGUUUUGAAGGAGUACAGAUAUUCAUGUUCUGGUAACGACAGACACUUGAACCAUUCUCAUGAAGUAUCUUUUCUCUUUGAUAUGAAUGUGUUAACAAACGUAUUUUCUCUUGACGGCGUUCAGCUCCCGUUUUAAAUACUGAACGUAUCCUUUCCAUGUUUAUGGUCUUACAGCCCACUAACACUCCGACUGGCUGUGUCGCUCCCUCUUAUAUUUCUAUGCAUUUUUAUUUGUUUGUGUUGGAAUGUUAAGUUUUCCUCCAAUAAUCGGUUUCAUUCUGGAGCUCCUGCUCAUCGUUGCACCGCAGACACUGCCAUAGCGCUCUGCAGCCCAGGGGCAUGACGUGAUCUACUCUGAAGUAUACGGCAAAGGCCAGCGAGGUUUGAAUCGCUUCUAAAUGACUUUCACGGAGGGGCCUUUACUGUUCGCUUGUCACAACAGAUAAUCCAUCAAGCCCAAGAAGUUAUUACCUUAACUAUUUCUUUGAAAGAUCGUGAACGGUAGACUCGUUAAUGACAUUGUAUUGCAUAAAGUAUUCGAGAUUACGAUGCAGAGGUGUGCAUUAAAAAAGAAAAGGAGCUUACCUUAGAAAAACAAACAAACUAGAAACUGCACUCCUGUUUAAGUAACUCAAGUGACGGCAAAACUCCUCUGCCGUCAGAAUAUUUUCCUGCGUGGCGGCACAGAAGGACCUCGAUGUGGGCACAGGAGGUGGCGUUGCUAAUCUGUCUGCGUUUCACUCGGCUCCGCUGGCUUGUACUCAACUAAGCGGCCCCGAUGCUUUACCCGUGUGUGUCGAGUGAGUGUUCGGCGCUUCUGUCGUACAGUAGAAUCUGCACCGUUAACGUCGUUCCGCAAGUCACAUUGCUGGAUUUACUUCCAUGGAUGACUCCAAAAAAUGGACGAGGGAAGUCCACACCCGACUCUCCUUGGACGGCAAAAUUUUGUACUCCACUUCUGAAAUAGCGGGGCCAAACGUUCAAGUCCGUCAUCUUCUUUCGAGUGCAAAUUAAGGGUAGCGUGUAGACGGCAACCUUCAGUUUAUUUUUAUUUUUUUCUGUAUAUUAAGAAUCAUAUUGCAAAAUAUUCCUCUUGAGAUUUCCUUACUCUUUUAGUUUAUUAUAUGCAUUCUCACACAGUGCACUUUAUUAGAGGCUUUUAUAUUUUGUAUUUUCUGUUGGUCACCUCUUCGAUUCCAUUCAUUUGAACAUUUCUGUACUGUAAAUGGGGGACUAAAUAUAAAGAAAUACGUCCAC
Molecule: messenger RNA, 3193 nt
Organism: Erpetoichthys calabaricus (reedfish)
Lineage: Eukaryota; Metazoa; Chordata; Cladistia; Polypteriformes; Polypteridae
Gene: brox
Product: BRO1 domain and CAAX motif containing
Exons: 13
Coding region: 204-1439 (411 amino acids)
Source: RefSeq, a predicted model, not a curated record